AUGCGCGCGCUCAUGUCGACGAACAACAACAACAAUACUACGAGUAAUAAUAAAACGACGACGACGACGAAGACACGACAUCAGUUUCAACCUCCGCAACGCGCGCAAUCGACGAUAGGAGUGCCUCCUCGACAGAAAAAAAACGACAGUCUCGGCCCACCAAAACAACACCUUGUGUCCCGUUUCUGCGGCGGAGCGAGACUACCACCACCACCACCGUCUCAAACCAAGCGAGAAGUAACAACAACGAAGCAAAGGAGUACAAACGGCAGAGAAACGGCACCACCGAUAGCCCCUAGGCUCAAGCCGAGAGAACCGCCGGUGUUGGCGAAGUAUCCGCCAACCGCGACGGCGGCGCAAGGACGAAAACGCGGCGACCAAAGCGUACUCGUUCGAGGAGGACCGGCGAGGACGAAGACACCUUCUUCUUCUCUUCUGGUGACUUCAACUUCAACCGCCGCCGGCGGGAGAAAGAUGACGAGGACGACAACAAUGACAACGUCGACUGUUUUUGGGCGUCAAAAUGGUACAGAAAAACAACGACAGGAAACGAUAGGGACGAGCGAGCUCGAGUUGGAAAAACAGUUGAAGAAAAAAAUCGAAGAAACGAACGCGUCGCCGGGACGGAAACGAACGCUGUGCAAAGAGGCAUUCGACGACGUCGUUCAAAAAUCUAACCUCUUUCGAGGGCGUCUGGAACUCAUACGCGACGUUAUAUUUAACGAUAAUACUAAUGCCGAGGAUGAAAAGGAUGUAAAGUGCCUGGUAUGCGCGGAGAAUACCCCGACGAAAAUACGAACGCUCGAAGACUCUCUACGAAUAGAAAAGUUAGAGAGAUCAAACGCAAAAAGAGAGAACGCGAACGCGAUGAAAACAAUCGCAGAGCUACGAGCUGACGUUACGCAGCUCGGUAAGAUAAUUUCUCGUGUGUUUCGAAAUGAAAUCAAACCGAACGAGUUGAAAGAAAUAGCGGCGAGGUUUCGCGAAGCCGCUGCUUCGUCUGCUUCCUCGGCGUCCGAAGAUAAAAACGAAAGCGAAGAAGAAGAUGAUGAUGAAGAAGACAAUCAAUGGACACCAUUACCAAAAACCUCCCAAUUUUACGGUCUCCCGGUCGAAGAAAUCAGUUGGGGACGAACGUUAACGCCCAGAGUCAUGUCGCCGGGAUAUCCAGUCCCGAAGCUCGAUUUCUCGUUCGUCACGAAUAGCGUCGACGCCGAAGACGAGGAUAGCUUUUGCCGAGAGAGCGCGAGCAGUAGCGUGGUAAGCGACGAUAGUUUUUACGACGAUCAAGAAGAAGAAGAUGAUGAUGAUGAUGAUACUGUUGUUAACAAUAAUAAUAACGCUGAAAAAGGAAAAGAGGAUGAUGAUGAUGAUGAUGAUGAUGAUGAUGAAGACGCCGAAGUCGAUCGAUGGUUGAACAGUUGA
Messenger RNA from Bathycoccus prasinos, 1425 nucleotides. RefSeq lists its product with no specific name. The transcript has a single exon. The coding region runs from base 1 to 1425 and encodes 474 amino acids. Lineage: Eukaryota; Viridiplantae; Chlorophyta; Mamiellophyceae; Mamiellales; Bathycoccaceae. The record is from RefSeq and is a predicted model, not a curated record.